AUGGAGUACUACGCAGAGAGCGUUAUCACCAUGGUCUACACCAUAGCCAUAGUCACCUCCAACACCCUCAUCUUAUUGGUGGUGGCAUGUACAGAGUCCUUCAGAAACUUGAACAAGAUCUACUUCUGUUCACUCACAUUGGCUGACCUGUGUGUUGGUGUGUUUAUAACGCCGUUUGCUGUGUUCAGUACCUUCAGUAAAAAUUGGAUUUAUAAUGAUGAGAAGUUUUGCCACUUUGAGGCUUACCUAUUGGCUGUGUUCUUCAUCGCAGGUUUGUAUUCAAUGUCUUGGAUGAGUGUUGACCACUACCUUGCGGUCAGGAAACCACAGAGACAUAAAAUCGCAAUGACCCCUACUCGGUCUAUGUGCUGGAUUCUGUUUGCGUGGCUUGGAGCCAUCAGUUUCUGUUGCCCGCCACUCUUUUCAUUUCAGAGGGCAAAUUUUUACCAGGAAGUUUUCAUCUGUUCCAUAGAUGCCGGACCACACAAGCCAUAUUUUGUGACAGCUGGUGUUUUGGUGAUGUUUCCCGCAGUAGUGGCACUCAUCGUUACCAAUGCAUAUAUUUUCACACGCCCAUUCCAAAAGAAACGUUACAUGUUUGAGACUAUUUUACCUGACACAGCCUCACGGCCAGGAAAUUACUUCAUGAACUUUGUAGUGACGAUAAUCUUCUGCAUCGCCUGGUUGCCAUGGUUAAUGUUACAACUGUAUGGUGCGUUUAUAGACCAGUACACCCCCUAUCCCCACCGUGUUCACUUUUAUCUAUUGUGGAUAGCUAUCGGUAACUCUUUCUACAAGUUUUUUGUGUAUUUAGCAAUGAGUCAGGAGUUUCGGAAGGGUUUACGUCAGCUUUGUGGGCACACAGACUGUCACUGUCCUGAGUGUUCCAUUGCACACAAUAUCAGCAUCAACUUCAUCACCGUCAACAGUCGCAAAUAAGCAACAAAUGCAUUUUACCUGUGAGUCAAAAAUAUUACAUUUGGUGAUGCUUGGGAUCACAGGGUCAGGUUCUGAUGUACACGAUAACAAACAGACUGCUUUUUACACACAGUUGUAGACUGAGUGUGUACUGAACCAAUCAGAGUCAUUGUUAUACACACUUGUUUACCAAGUGUACACUGAACCAAUCAGAGACAUUGUUAUACACACUUGUGGAUCAAGUGUACACUGAACCAAUCAGAGACAUUGUUAUACACACUUGUGGACCAAGUGUACAUUGAACCAAUCAGAGACAUUGUUGUACACACUUGUGGACCAACUUAACCAAUUGGAAUAUUUUUUACCCACACUUUUUGUUGACCAAGAUUGCACUGAACCUGUCAGAGUUUUUGUUACACACAGUUGUGGACAAAGUACGCACUUAACAUAUUGGAAUAUUUUUUACCCACACUUGUGGACCAAGAUUGCACUGAACCUGUCAGAGUGUUUGUUACACACAGCUGUGUACACUGCACCAAUCAUAGUGUUUGUUACAUGCAUUUGUGGACCGAGUGUACCCUGAACCAAUCAGAGUCUUUGUUACACACAUUUGUGG
Molecule: messenger RNA, 1534 nt
Organism: Ylistrum balloti
Lineage: Eukaryota; Metazoa; Mollusca; Bivalvia; Pectinida; Pectinidae
Product: G-protein coupled receptor 52-like
Exons: 1
Coding region: 1-939 (312 amino acids)
Biological process (GO): G protein-coupled receptor signaling pathway
Cellular component (GO): membrane
Molecular function (GO): peptide binding; G protein-coupled receptor activity
Source: RefSeq, a predicted model, not a curated record